Messenger RNA from Aphis gossypii (cotton aphid), 3183 nucleotides. Its product is annotated as protein PFC0760c-like. NCBI's taxonomy places the organism in Eukaryota, Metazoa, Arthropoda, Insecta, Hemiptera, Aphididae. The transcript has 5 exons. The record is from RefSeq and is a predicted model, not a curated record. Bases 243 to 2843 code for a protein of 866 amino acids.
UAACAGUUCAUAUCGUAAAUAUAUAUCAAUAAAAGAUGAAAAAUAUAAUUUUAAGUAUAAUUAAAUUUGAAAAUUUCACUUGUAAAACCUAUACACUGCAAAAAGAUAGAAAUAUAUAACAACAAACAUUACUUGUCAGCUACAUAUUCAGUUAACAUAAUAAUUAUAUUGUCAUAACGACUUUGUGAAUAGACUAGGUAUAAUAAUUGAAAAAAAUAAACAUUAAAUUACGAGAACGACAAAUGUGUGACAAUGAAGACAUGAUGAAAAAAAUAAGGCGAACUGGCAUUGUCACAGUUAACCGGAACUGUCUGUCUCAAACCCAACAUACGGCAUUACUGUCAACGCCAAGAGGGCACUCAUGGACCGGGACACACGGGUUGAGUUUCAUAAUGGAAAAAUGUCGGAAAAAAGGUAGAUCCACUUUAAAUGGCCGCCGUCGUGAAAGCGGAAAAACAUCAUUCUUUGACGUAAAUACGACGAUGUGGCCGCUUUUUGUAAAACAAUUUCUACAACAUGGAGAAUAUAGUUUAACUCCAGCCACUAGGAUAAUAUUAACAAAAAUAUUACUCUCAAGAGUGAACUUUUCUGACCCGAAAUGGUCCAUCUACAGAAACACACAAACAGAGUUAUGUCGUUUUUUGAGAAAUUUGAACCCAGAAUGUAACUCAAUCAAUUGGAAGGGUGAUUUUUUCAGAAAGUUAUCAUCUUUGAUUUUCAAUUAUAUGGUCCAAGUACUUUGUAGCGGUCGUAUAUCAAAAAAACAAAAAAUGACACAAGUGAUACUAAAAAAGAUAAAUGAUAUUACCAACGAAUACGUAUUAUUAAACUCACCAGAUAAUUUUCUACAAGGGGUUCAAAUAUUUGUAGCAAAUAUGCUAUCUCCAUGGCUAGAAAAACCCAUAAAUGACAUUUGCAGUAAAGACACUACUAAUAAAGACUUAAAAAACGGAAACACUAUGAAUGGCAUAGUGAACCAAAGACUUGGUAUUGAAACAAAAUAUUCAAAAAACAAUAAAGUAGAUAAAAAUAAAACACAUAGGCUUGAAUUAAAAACCAUAAAAAAUGUUACAACUAACCAAAAAUCAAAAAAAGGUCAGUUUAAAAAAAUGAACAAAAUGAAUAAUAAUCAAAAUCUAAGUACGGAUUAUGCGUAUCAAACAGAUGUUCAAGAGAAAACAAUUAACGAAAUUGAUAACCAAAAACUUGAUAUUGAAACAAAACAUUUAAAAACCAAUCAAACAAAUCAAAAUAAAACAAAUAGAUUUAAAAUAAAAACACCAAAAAAAGUUGAAAUUAAUAAAAAAUCAAAAGUUGGUAAGUUUACAAAACGCACUGUUAAAGAUAAUUUGUCUUCGCAAAAUUCUAAUAAAGCUAAAAUUAGAACAAAAACAAAUAAAAAAUCGAAAAAAGGUUUGAAAUCCAAGUCAAUUAUUGACACAGUGAAUGAUUUAGAGAAAAUUAUUGAAAAUCAUGAAAUAUUAUCGGAUUCUGUACUCGUAAGGCGUCCAGUCGGUAAAAAUACAAUAAAAAAUAAGUUGAAUAACUCUGAGAGUGAAAACAACCAUAAAUACAAAAAAAGUACAAUUUCAAAAACUAUAGUAAAAGAUGGAUUAUCUCUGCAAAAUCCCAAUAAAGCUACAAAAAAAAAAAAAAUAAACAAAAAAUUUAAAAAAGGUUUAAAAUCAAAGUCAAUAAUUGGUGCAGUGAAUGACUCAAAAAAAAAAAUUGAAAACAAUAAAAUAUUAUCAAAUUCUGUUCUUUUUAAACGAUCAGCUGGUAAAAAUGUGAAUGAAACGAAAAUAAAAAGUGAAAAUAACACUCCUGAAGGUAAAAGUCAUAGUAACACAAAUGGUCAGAACAUGGAUAUAAACGGGGAAGAUGGUAACUAUGGACCGAUAAAAGGUAAUGAAAAAUUAAUGAAAUCAGCGAAACAGCUAGAUAAUGAAAAUACAUUCGAAUCUGACAACAAUGAGAAUAAGGAAAACCAUUUUUAUAAUGACGAUGCAGAAUCUCUUAGACCAGCGACAGAUACAAAAAAUACUCACGAGAUGAUCAACAUGAAUCAUGAUGAAAGUAAUGACAAUGGUCAAGAAAUUACAGCAGUGGAUGAUCGUGCCAAGUCACAUUAUGACGGCGGUAGUAAACUUUUAUCAGAACAUGGUGGUGAACCAACAGAUGCGAUAUCAAAUAGAUCAACAGAUAGCUAUUAUAAUGAUCCAAAUGAAGAUGACAGAAUGAUGAAUGUAACGGAUUAUAGUGGACAUACUAUGCGGGUGAUUGAAUAUUUGUCAGGAGAAAAACAUGAUACUAACCUAUUAAGAGACGAAGAAAUAUUAAAAUAUAAUGACAGCAAUUCGAUAGAUAUUGAUGAUGAUCAUUACAGUGAUGUCAAUACAGAUUUUGAUAAUGGCUUUGACGAUGAUAACACUCGUCAUAAUAAGAUUAUGCACGAGGAUGGAGAAGAAUUCGAGUCUCGUAUUUUGGACGAUCUUGCACACAUAUUUUUGGAUAAUUCAUCGGCUGGCUGGAGUGAUAAACACGUGAAUAGCAAAGUUAUCGAAUCAAGAGGAGACGAAUAUAAACGAAAUUGUUUUCAAAAAUGCACAGAUGGUUAUGCGCGGAAAUUAGCGGAUAAUUUUAGAAAUAAAGUAUCAACACGUCCAGAAGUUUGUGAUCAACAUACGGGAGUUACCUAUAACAUUUGUAAAAAAAAUGGCAGCAAUUACAGUGUUCGCAAGACAGUAUUGCCAUUAUGCAAAAAUAGAGAUCAUCAAUGUACCAUGUGUUCAUUAGAUAAGUCCAAAUUAGUAGUUAAUACGUUAAUUAAAUUGAAGUAUUGAAUAGUUGGAAAUUUAAUUUUUAUAAAAUCAUAUUUAUACAUAUAAAAUGGGAAUUCGAUUAAAUUUCUUGGAUAAUUAAAUUAUUUUAAGUUAAUCGCAUAAUACCAACCCAUAAUAGGUACAUUUCCCUGGUACCUACACUUUCGAAUUAUUUUUUGUUUCCAAUGAAACUUCGUUAAAUAGAAAUUUCACUGUAUUACAAUUAUUAUAAUAAUAUUAUCACAUAGGUAUUAUGUAAGUUUAUUAUAAGUUUAAAUAAUAUUUUAGUAAUUAAUCCUUGUAAUCAUAGAAUGAAGUUAAAUCCCUCCCGUAAAACUAUUUUAGGCAUAUAUUUUACCAU